AUGAAGACUACUGCAACUCUCUUGUGCCUAUCCGCUCUUUCGAGCAUGGCCACCGCCGCCACGGAAUUCUCCAUCAACGUGUACGAAGGUCCCACGGAGUGCGAUGACGAGAACAAAGUCAAGGUCGGCGAUAGUUUGAGCAUGCAUUACACCGGAACCAUUGACGAAUCCUCGGAAACUGGUGAAAAGGGAAUGCAAUUUGAUUCUUCUCGGGAUCGUGGCAACACGUUUGACUUCAAGAUUGGACAAGGAAUGGUCAUUAAAGGUUGGGACGAAGGUUUGAUUGGUGUCUGCAAGGGUGCCAAGGCUACUUUGGUCAUUCCCCCCGACAUGGGGUACGGUGCCCAAGGAGCUGGUGAUGCCAUUCCUGGAGGCGCCACCUUGAAUUUCGACGUCGAAGUCGUGGAGAUUAGCGACAAGGACCCCGAACAACCCAAUUUGUUUGAAAUGUUGGACGAAGAUGGAGAUGGAAAGCUAUCCAAACCAGAAAUUGAAGCCUUUUUUGUGAACCAAGGUGGAACAAUGCCAGAUGGAUUGUGGGAGGAUGAAGAUAAGGAUAAGGAUGGCUUUGUCAGUUGGGAGGAGUUUACUGGUCCCAAGGGAGCCUCGCCACCAGCUCACGAUGAACUAUAG
This is a messenger RNA of Cylindrotheca closterium, 633 nucleotides long. The record is from the annotation of a GenBank genome assembly. Lineage: Eukaryota; Bacillariophyta; Bacillariophyceae; Bacillariales; Bacillariaceae.